UCAAUUUCUUUUGAGCUUAUUAAUAUAUACACACAUAUAAUAUUAUGGGAAGAGGAAAAUUCAAGGGCAAGCCCACCGGCCACCGCCACUUCUCGACUCCCGAAGAGCUCCGUGCUGGUACCUCUGUUCGUCCCCGUACUUUUAAGAAGCUGUAUUUCGCCCAAAAAGAAGUGAAUUUUUGCUUUGAGAGUGAUUCUUAUGAAGAGGAAAAUACUACAAAGUUUGACAAACCAAAAAUGAUGCUUUGUUUGAACUUUUGUCAAGUUAUGUUUGAUCUCUUUUCCUAUAAGGAAGAAGCUGAAGUGGAGGAUGAAGAAGAAGAGUCUGAGGAGGAAGUGGAAGAAGAGCCUGAGAAGCGAAAGGGUACCCAAGGGCUUAUUGAGAUUGAGAAUCCAAAUUUGGUCAAACAAAAGAAUGUUAAAGCUAAAGAUGUUGAUAUGGGGAGAACAACUGAACUAUCAAGGCGUGAAAGAGAGGAAAUAGAAAAGCAAAAAGCUCACGAACGAUACAUGAAGCUGCAGGAACAAGGGAAAACUGAACAAGCAAGAAAAGAUUUAGAGCGCUUAGCCUUGAUACGGCAACAAAGGGCAGACGCUGCUAAGAAGAGAGAGGAAGAGAAAGCUGCGAGAGAACAGAAGAAAACUGGAGCUCGUAAAUAAUCCAGGUUGAGAAAAAUCAGUAUGAUCAGUUUAACUCUAUCUUCUAUGUUUCGACUAAUACAUUAGUAUACUUAAGCUCUUAUACCAUAAAAAAGUUUCA
Messenger RNA from Hibiscus syriacus, 759 nucleotides. RefSeq names its product 28 kDa heat- and acid-stable phosphoprotein-like. Gene Ontology annotation, molecular function: RNA binding. Lineage: Eukaryota; Viridiplantae; Streptophyta; Magnoliopsida; Malvales; Malvaceae. The record is from RefSeq and is a predicted model, not a curated record. Bases 45 to 659 code for a protein of 204 amino acids. Gene Ontology annotation, cellular component: cytosol. The transcript has 9 exons.